GUCGCGCGCCAAAGUCAAAGCCCGCGGCGCCCGCCGACAGCUCGUCCGCCCGACCCCGGCGCCGCGGCCAGGCUAGCGCGCCCCGGGGCCGCCGCGAGACCGGGAAUGGCCAGCCCGCCCAAGAGAAGCUGCCCGUCGCCCGCAGCCGGCUCGGAGGGGACCCGCAUCAAGAAAAUCUCUGUCGAAGGGAACAUCGCUGCAGGGAAGACAACAUUUGUAAAUAUCCUUAAACAAGUCUGUGAGGAUUGGGAAGUGGUUCCUGAACCUGUUGCCAGAUGGUGCAAUGUUCAAAGUACUCAAGAUGAAUUUGAGGAACUGACAACAUCUCAGAAAAAUGGUGGGAAUGUUCUUCAGAUGAUGUACGAGAAACCUGAACGGUGGUCUUUUACCUUCCAGUCAUAUGCCUGUCUCAGUCGAAUACGAGCUCAGCUUGCCUUUCUUGAUGGCAAGCUCAAAGAUGCAGAGAAACCAGUAUUAUUUUUUGAACGAUCUGUGUAUAGUGACAGGUAUAUUUUUGCAUCUAAUUUGUAUGAAUCUGACUGCAUGAAUGAAACAGAGUGGACUAUUUAUCAAGACUGGCAUGACUGGAUGAAUAACCAGUUUGGCCAACGCCUUGAAUUGGAUGGAAUCAUUUAUCUUCGAGCCACUCCAGAGAAAUGUUUAAAUAGAAUACAUCUACGGGGAAGAAGUGAAGAGCAAGGCAUUCCUCUUGAAUAUUUAGAGAAGCUUCACCAUAAACAUGAAAGCUGGCUCCUGCAUAGAACACUGAAAACCAACUUUGAUUAUUUACAAGAAGUGCCUAUCUUAACACUGGAUGUUAAUGAAGAUUUUAAAGACAAACAUGAAAGUCUGGUUGAAAAGGUCAAAGAAUUUUUGAGUACUUUGUGAUCUUGAUGAAGACUACAGGCAACCAAAUGGUUCCAGGUUCUUCAGCUUUGUGUGUCUUUGUAGUUCCAUAUUCAUACUGUCUCUUUAGAAAA
Molecule: messenger RNA, 980 nt
Organism: Lemur catta (Ring-tailed lemur)
Lineage: Eukaryota; Metazoa; Chordata; Mammalia; Primates; Lemuridae
Gene: DCK
Product: deoxycytidine kinase
Exons: 7
Coding region: 106-888 (260 amino acids)
Biological process (GO): nucleobase-containing compound metabolic process
Cellular component (GO): cytoplasm; mitochondrion
Molecular function (GO): ATP binding; deoxycytidine kinase activity
Source: RefSeq, a predicted model, not a curated record